CGGAAUGUAACAGAAAUGUUUCUAAAUAAAUUUCUCCUGGCAGGGAUGUGUGUGGUGUUCGGGUGUUCACGCACUUCUGGCCACGCAGAGUCCGAGCACUGCUGUGCCUUUAAGAGUGGGACUGUGAGUUGAGCGCCUUCCGCCAUUUCCGUCGCUUUCUGCAGCCGGUAGCGUCUGUCACUCAAAGCCCCCCAAACGGUGUGGACUUCAAAACACAAAUAAUGUCGUACACAGCCGUUCCGGUUGUCCAGAACUAAAGCACAAAGAGGUCAUAUAAGCUGCGUUAAUACUGUGGAGUUUCUAAUGCUGAACCAUGGAUGAGGAGGACAGCCAGGAUGAGCUGAUCAAUAAGAACGCUUCUCAUGGAAAAGGCAAGAGGCCUGCCUCAUCUAUUCUCUCUGAUGAAGAGGAAAAUUCAGAUGAUGGAUGUGACUCACAAGAAGGUGCCACAGACAGUGAGGAGGAUGAUGAAGAUGACGAUGAUGCCUCCGUAGAUCGAGAUGAUGAAGAUGGCGAGGAAGAGGAUGGGGAGGAUAGUGGGCAUGAGGAUGCCGAAAAGGACCUGGAGGGGGCUGUAGGGAGCACAUCCACUGACCUCGCUGGGCUGAGCUCAGAUGAGGAUGCAGAAAAAUGCCCCAUCUGCCUCAACUCCUUCCAUGAGCAACCAGUGGCUACACCUGAGAGCUGUAUGCACUACUUCUGUCUGGACUGCAUUCUGGAAUGGGCGAAGAAUGCUAACUCCUGUCCUGUGGACCGGAUAGUCUUCAGUAAUAUCCUACUUCGAAAAUGCUUUGGAGGCAAAGUCCAGAAAACGAUAAUGGUUCAGAAAACAGUGAAGGCUGGCCAAGAGGAGCAGGUGGAUCUGGAUCUGGAGCAGACCAGCUGUGAGGUGUGUGGUGGAUCAGACAGAGAAGACCGCCUGUUGCUUUGUGAUGGCUGUGAUGCUGGGUACCAUAUGGAGUGUUUGACACCCCCUUUGGAUGCUGUGCCUGUUGAGGAGUGGUUUUGCCCAGAAUGUGCACCAAAUAACCACAACACAAGAAGAGAGCGAUCAAGUGAAGAUGAAAGCAGCAUUCUUCCCACCACCAGCCGCUCUUGGCUGCCCACCUCCAGGCCCACCAGAGCCAUCGCACGCACUCAGCACAGCGAGAGGGUCCGCGCCAACAUCAACAGACACCGUAUCACACAGGCACGCACUGCUGCACAGAUUGCUCCCCGGUACCUGAUGCAGUCCACCUGGCUGGAUGAGACCAUUAAUGCUGUGGUGGCUGGACUCAACACAGCUGUAUAUGUGCGGGACUUGACCCCCCGCCCACGGCCCCGCAGGAGGCGAAGGACAGUUAAAAGAAGGAAAACUAAAAAAGAAGGGAAAGCCACUGGGGGCAAAACAGCAAGCACAGGGGUGAAGAGACGGAAGCGUAGAGUGAGAAGGACAAAGUCAAGAAAAAAAUUGGUGCAGAAGAUGAAGACCACUACUCGAGGUCGUAUCGCACGCAGUCUGGGCAUUAAGAAGCCCGUUCGCAGCUCUUCCAUUCCCUCUGUGUACCGUCCAUCUGAGCAAACACUUGGCAGCAUGAGAGCAGACAUUGGGGCAGCCUCCCUGUCUAUUUAUGGAGACCCUUUUGAUCUUGACCCCUUUGAUGAUGAGAGUGAGGAGACACAGCAGGCACCAACUCCGUCCUCUUUGCUAGAGGCUAAGCGACGGGGUUUGUCACGCUCUGCCUUGCGCUCUCACCAGCCUGUGGCCCGACCCAUAUCUGCUGGUUUACCCAGCAGGAGAGGGCAAGGUAUCCCUCAGGUGCAGGAGGUGGCUGAGGCUGCACCAGUACCAGACCUGCUGGGUAGCAUCCUGAGCGGUCAGAGCAUGCUGCUUAUGGACAGUUCUGAUGUGAUCAUCAACAGAGAUGGCUCUCUCAAAGCCACCAAACCUGUGAGUUUGUCUUUGCCAAGGACCAGCAUCUCGGGCAGCUCAGCUUCAGAAGAAACACGGAGCACACCCUCCACUGAAGCAAGUCCCUUUAAGUCCGCCAGACAGCCUGCCUCCUCCUCCUUGUCACCCUCUGCCCCCCCCUUACAGAGACGUUCAUCACACAGUUCCCCACUUCCCUGUCCUGCGCCCAUGACUCCAGUAUCCCCCUCCUCACCCACUUCACUCACACCCUCACCUGUCCUUGGGCAAUCACGAUUGCAUACGCCAGUGCCCCACAGACCAGUGCCGUCACACCCUGCUGGAACUGAACAGAGUCAGUGGGGCACCUGUGCGUUCAGAGGCCAAACCCCAACAAGGAUUCAAAGUGGUGCCUCUGACGCCCGCUGUGGAGUAAGGGGAGAUGCUCCUCAGCAGCCCCCUGCAAAAAAGCCUCCACCCAAGCCAGUAUGGCUGGAUGUGUCUGGGUUGCCAAGGAUACCAAAGAUUAAAAGGGAAAGCAGUUCUGCAGUGCAUGGCAGCAGUGGGAGCAAUGGCAACAACUUACCAGCAUCUUCCAUGACCAGUUUAGCAGGUGACAAAGGGAGGGAGCAUACUGUUGACCAGCAACGGGCAAGUGUAAGCCAGAGUAGGGCAGUAGACAGCCAAAGACAUAGGCUACACAGUGCUGGACCUUCGUCCUCUUUUUCUAACUCUUUCUCUGCUCCCUCGUCCUCGGCCAGCGUAACUUCAAAUUCACGGCCAUCGUCAUCUUCUGCUAUUAGCUUCCGCAUUAGCACGAGUGGGAACCCGUGGCAUGCUCGGCGGCUUUCUGCACCUGAGCAGGCUCUGCCUGUGAAAGAUGAGUCUGCAAAGAAGGCACAGAAAGACAAGCAAAAGCUGCUAACGUCCCAUUCUCAGGCUAAAAAGCCCUCUGUGAAGAGCGAGAUUUAUGAUCCCUUUAAUCCCACAGGGUCUGAUUCGUCAGAAAGUGAAGCUGAGAUUGACUGUCCUGAGAUGGAACCCCGAAGCAGUGUGUCCAUGCAGCCGGCUGUGGAACAAACUGAAGGUCCUGUACAUCAGAUUAAAGCAGAACCCAUGGACAUGGAUUCACCUGUGGAAGAAGAACAUUCUGAAAUGUUUGUGCAAGUUAAAAACGAGCCAGCUCCUUUCAAGGAAGACCCAUGGUCACUGCCGUCGGAUCAGUUAGCCAGCGGACAUAUGCAAAUGCAAUCUGGGAGUCUGUCUGCUGUUAUGGCUUACAGUGAAAGCCCUGCCAUGUCUGAUUCUGAGAGUAGUGGAACUCCUGAAAGCCCAUUUACCAAAGCAUUGGGUCGCUCCAGAUCGAGCUCAACCUCCAGUCAUCACAGUGACAACAAAGUGAAGAUGGAGGUGAAGGCUGAACCAGAAGAUGAGCCAUCUCCAGUGCAGCCCAAGUGCAAGUCUGAACCUGAUGUCCCCAAAGGGAAUGGCUUGUGUGAAGUGCCAUCAUUAGCAAGCAGCUCUGAUGUAAGCAGCAAGAGCAAGCAGCAGGAAAUAUCUCCAUGCCCCAAGCCUGAGGAAGAAGGCAGGCAGUCAGAGUCUGCUUCCCAAAGCCCUAACUCCAAAGAAUUAGAACGCUGUAAUAAAAAGAACAAACACUCAAGGUCAGAAGAAAGGAGGCACUCGCCCUCUAGAUCUCCAUGCCGCAGGCAGUCUCGCUCGAGAUCGAAAGAAAAAAGGCGGUCUCGCUCGAGAUCGAAAGAAAAAAGGCGAUCUCGCUCGAGAUCGAAAGAAAGAAGGCGAUCUCGCUCGCGAUCGAAAGAAAGAAGGCGAUCUCGCUCGCGAUCGAAAGAAAGGAGGCGAUCUCGCUCGCGAUCGAAAGAAAGAAAGCGAUCUCGCUCGCGAUCGAAAGAAAGAAAGCGAUCUCGCUCGCGAUCGAAAGAAAGAAGGCGAUCUCGUUCCAGAUCGAAAGAAAGGAGGCAAUCUCGUUCCAGAUCGAAAGAAAAAAGGCGAUCUCGUUCCAGAUCGAAAGAAAAAAGGCGAUCUCGUUCCAGAUCGAAAGAAAAAAGGCGAUCUCGUUCCAGAUCUAGAGAGCGAAGGCACUCACAUUUACGAGACAGGAGGCGCUCAACUCGCUCCAGCAGUAAUGAGAGCUCAAGGAAGAGGAAAGCAAAGCGGGAUAGCCAUGAGCGGUAUGAUGGCAGAUUGAAAGAUGGACACAAGAGAUCCAAAGAUAAAAAGCGUUCUCGCUCUCACUCACAAUCCAGGUCUAGAUCAAGGUCCAGAGAGAGGAGGAGAGAGCAGACGUCCUCACACAGGUCUUCCUCAGCAUCAAGAGAUGGAGGCGAGGCGAGGCCAAAAAGGAAGAGAUCUAGAUCAACCUCUCGAGACCGAAAACGGAGAGCAGAUGUGCCGGAGAGCUCUCACCAGAAAGAAAGGAGCACUAACAAAUCUACAAUAUCAACUUCUGUUGAGGCAACAGUGCCAAAUCACAGUUUGAUCAAAAAUGCACUGGCAUUGAAGGGCAAGAAAGAUUCUGGAGGAAAUGAAUGUGAGACCAGAAUUUCAGUUGUGUCAGUUAAAGUGCAGAGUGAACCCAGUAGUCCUGGCUAUUCAACAUUAAUUGAAGGGUCCAAGAACCCUGAAGAAAUCACAAAAGAGACUCCUUUAAUUAGUGUGUCAAACAAACCAUAUGAAGUCAAACCCAAAGAAAUUAAACAAGAAACCAUCUGGCCACUUGAUGAGGUGAGGGAGCCCCAGCUACAGAUAGAUAUAAAAGAAGAGAGGGAAGAAAGCUAUGAAUUGUGUCAAGAACUAAAGAACCCUGAGGAAAUUAAGAUAGAAGACAUGACAACCACCACUGAGAAAUCCGAAGAAUUCAGUGAAAUCAGUUUGUCAAAUGCAUCCACGCCUAGAAAUCAGACCGGUUACUCAUUACCACAGGAUGAGAAAAGUACUAAUGACACUUUUGAUUCAUCAAUACAGGUCAAAAUAGAACAAAUUUGGCCUGAUGAUGAUGAUGAUGAUGAUGGUGGUGGUGAUGACCCCUACAGUGAUAAUGCUCUCAUCAUCAAUUUGUGCCCAGCUGACCCUGCUCCCAUGGUUUGUAAAAAGGAGCCUGACGGUGAGUCGCCUAGCUUGCCUGUGGUGGCAAAGGAAGAAAUGGAGGUAGAACCUCUCCAAGCACCAUGCCUAGUAAAGCAAGAACCUGUAGACUCCUCAGAUGAAGAUAUAAAUGUGGACUACUUAAUUGACAACUUGGACUUCAUUAAGAAAGAGAUGAAGGAGGGCUCAGUCACUGAUCCAGCAGGUGCUGUGGAGCCCCAAACUGAUUUACAAGAGGUCUCAACAGAAUCUAAGCAGGAGAUGGAAUCAUCCUUAGUCGUGGCAGGCACCAAGGCCAAAUCACAGGGAAAACGAGUUACCUGGAAUAUACAAGAGCCAGAGGGCCCUCAACCAGAAAAAAUGAGCAAGCUUGCUCUCUUCAAACUGAAACUAAAACAGGAAGGGUCUCGCAAAGCUGCCUCCACCUCUUUUACAUAUGACUCUAGUCAGGAGUCAGCCACAGUCCAGGUGGGAGCCAAACCAACAGUAACAAGCCUCAACCCUCCGGCACAGGGGGGACGGUCAAACUCUGGCCAAAGAGGAUCAAAAUCCCACAAGGAAGAGCUCUUGCAGGACCCCCAACAGAAAGACAAGUACAUGAAGAAGCUUCAUAUGCAGGAGCGAGCCAUAGAAGAGGUGAAACUGGCCAUCAAGCCUUUUUAUCAGAAAAGGGACAUAACAAAGGAGGAGUAUAAGGAGAUCUUGCGAAAGGCUGUUCAGAAGGUGUGCCACAGUAAGAGUGGUGAAAUUAACCCAGUCAAAGUAGCCAACUUGGUGAAAGCCUAUGUGGAUAAGUACAAACAUGCCAGGAAGCACCAUAAAAGUGGAAGCUCUGGGCAGAGUCAGAGUGUAGAAGACCUGAAAGACUCGGAAACACCUGGGUGAUGAUGACACCCUUUUAUGGACAACACUUCAGUCAGUCUGCUCGGUGCAUACAUUUUAUAAAUUCAGCUUCCCUGAAAUCACAUGACUCCUGGGAACUCUUAAGGGCUCAACAGUUGCAUAAUCAGUUGUUUAGUUAAUUGUUUUCUUUAUUUGUUUCUGUAUAGGUUUUUGCCUCUAUAUAGUUACUUAUGAAAAUAAUUACUGUCUAGGGUGGGAGGGAAAAGUCGUUUUACGGUGGUGGGGACAAACAUCCAGAUGGUUGAUGGAAAUGCUCAACACACUUCUAUACCAUUGUUAAUGACAGCACAUUUAAAGUCAGAAAUUUUAUCAUUUUAGUGAGUUGUAUCAGAAAAGUUGACAAAAGCUGUUUUAUUUUAUCAAGAAAUUUGAUCGACUUGGUUGUCCAGGAAAGUUCUGUAAUUAUUAGACAACAGAGGCCUCAUUUUUAUCCAUGUAUUAUGUUUCCCAAUGUUGCACUGCUGUAAUUAAAGCCUUGAGAUUGUAUGCCUUUGAAAAGCAGCCCUGUUCAGGAAAAAUGGUUGUUUGAUAAAAAGGAUUUGGACAUUGAUGGUGUAGUUAUAUAUGUUUGGUGAAAUGUAAGUUCCUUUGAGAGCAACCUAUACUGGAGUGUGCUAUAGGUUUCAUUGAGAACAAUGAAAUCCCAGGUUUCGUCUUUGAUGACAAGAAUUCUCCUUGACUUGCAGCUAAUUUCUGACUGAGUUUCAGGAUAGCUGUACAAGCCUAGAGUGUACUGGCCUGUUGGUAACAGUAUGCAUGCCGUUGUGGAAAGUCUACAAAGAAGCAUUAGUUAAGACGUAGAUUUCUCUGGGUAUGAAUAAACACUGGAGAGUUUUCAUUUAAACUGAAAAUCCUGGCUUUUGUAAAGGGAUGUUUUAGACUCCUGGCACCAUCUCUAGCCUCUGUGUGUUUUUUACAGUUUUUCAGAGUAAAAAGAGCAAUGUACAAACAAUUUAGCUUUAUAUACAUGGUGUAGUUUAAUUUGAGGAACUGACUAUUGUACCUUGACACAACUGUAAUGUACCUUUUAGUUAAACUGAUAGCUAACAUUUUUGGUUUUGUUCUCAUUCGUAAGCCACAUGACACACAUUUAACUGGAGUCUGCAAAUAUGUCUGAUUAACUAAUUAUAAAAUUAUACCUUCUGAAUGUGUUCGUUAAUGAGUUUCUGCUGAAUAUGACACAGCUGUGUAAUUUGCCAAUGAUGGUUUGUGUUUAAUUUCUAUGGACACACCGGACAGAGUAAGAAGGAAUACAAAGAUUCACAGUCUGUUCAGAGUGAUGUUGCACUGCUACAGUGAGGGCCACAGUUGUGACAGAUUAUGCCAUUCUAAAGAAACAUCUUUCAGCAAAUUGCUUUUGAUGUUAAUUUAAUUCUUUUCUUUCCUUUUUGCAUCAGUAAUCUGUUUCUCCAUCAAGGACAAAUACAACAUUGUGAAAAUGAUCAAAGGAUGCAUUAUCAUUAUCAUAUUUGGUGAUUUUUUUUGUUUCUAACGUGACAAAGUGACUAAUUUUAGGCCGCACCUGUCAUGGUAAUACUUGAGAAAUGCAAAACCACUUCCACUUCAGUAUAAUAGGCUUAUUACAAGAGAGACUAAAACAGAAUUUUCUCAUAGUAGCCUGAGGCAGCUUGUUGAUAUCCACCUAAUAUGGUAUUCGCUGUCCUUAUUCACUUGUACAUGAUUCUCAUUGUGAACUGGAGAAUCCAUUCUGCUGUUUGUAAAUAUUUUCUUUAGAAAUUUAUUUAAUAAAAGAGAAAACAGAAGCCA
This is a messenger RNA of Pygocentrus nattereri (red-bellied piranha), 7663 nucleotides long. RefSeq names its product PHD and ring finger domains 1 (gene phrf1). The record is from RefSeq and is a predicted model, not a curated record. The coding region runs from base 314 to 5878 and encodes 1854 amino acids. The transcript is spliced from 18 exons. Lineage: Eukaryota; Metazoa; Chordata; Actinopteri; Characiformes; Serrasalmidae.